CAAUAUUCAGCUGUGAGAGGGGAGAGAGAGAGAGUUGUGCGUGAUUGCGUACUCUCUAGGCGUCACCUCUGAUUGAUGGCAUCACAGACUAGUCUCUUCCCCGUUUCUGCCAUCGAAUCCCCCAUUUUUGCUUCGCCUUCCUUUUCUCGAUCAUAUUUGAGUUGGAAGACCUACUAUUACUAAUAAAACAUUGGUAUCUGUACCGCCCAGAGCAAAAGAUGUCAGAUUCGAACAAUGAGUGUACGAAGGAGCAUGAGCUUGCCAAUAAUACAUUUGAAAACAAAGUUGGUGGUGACAAUUCUGAGGAUGAACCAAAAUCUUUGGACAAAAGUGAUGAAAAUGAUGCCCCGGCUUCAGACAAACAUGAUGAAAAUCCCAUGCCUUCACCUCUACAGGAGCAGGAAACUGUCAAGAAAAAGUAUGGUGGAAUUAUGCCAAAGAAACCUCCACUGAUAUCAAAGGACCAUGAGCGUGCUUUUUUUGAUUCUGCGGAUUGGGCAUUAGGAAAGCAGCAAGGGGCACAAAAACCAAAAGGGCCACUUGAAGCACUUCGCCCAAAGCUGCAGCCAACUCCACACCACCAAAAUCGAUCAAGACGUUCAGCUUAUUCUCCGGCAGAUGAGAGUGAAUUGGAGGACGGCCAUGCAAACACUUCAUCGAAGGAACAAACAACAUUAGACCAUGAUGAUACCAGCAACAUUGCUUAAAGCGUUGCCUUGGAUUUUACAAUCUGAAUCAUUGUCUGAUCAAAUUAUGCUUGUUUCUCAAACUUGGAAGGAUGACAUAUUGAUCCUUUCUAACCAAAUAAAUUAAAAUGGCACAUUUUUGGUACUGGUGUAAAGUCAUUCAUACCAUAUGCAUCAAAGAAGUCGAAUAUAGGGUAUGCUGACAAUUUUUGUUUU
Humulus lupulus (European hop) is the source of this 902-nucleotide messenger RNA. RefSeq lists its product as uncharacterized. Gene Ontology annotation, molecular function: protein phosphatase inhibitor activity. The transcript has 8 exons. NCBI's taxonomy places the organism in Eukaryota, Viridiplantae, Streptophyta, Magnoliopsida, Rosales, Cannabaceae. Gene Ontology annotation, cellular component: cytoplasm. The record is from RefSeq and is a predicted model, not a curated record. Bases 219 to 707 code for a protein of 162 amino acids.